This is a messenger RNA of Nilaparvata lugens (brown planthopper), 4036 nucleotides long. Its product is annotated as inositol polyphosphate 5-phosphatase K. The coding region runs from base 286 to 1758 and encodes 490 amino acids. The record is from RefSeq and is a predicted model, not a curated record. Gene Ontology annotation, biological process: phosphatidylinositol dephosphorylation. NCBI's taxonomy places the organism in Eukaryota, Metazoa, Arthropoda, Insecta, Hemiptera, Delphacidae. Gene Ontology annotation, cellular component: cytoplasm; plasma membrane; ruffle. The transcript has 10 exons. Gene Ontology annotation, molecular function: phosphatidylinositol-4,5-bisphosphate 5-phosphatase activity.
AGUCACAAAAUUGACGUUUCCGAUGAAGGUAACAGAAUUUCGCGGUUAGAAGUACAACUUGAUUGUAUUUGAUAGUGAUUAUCUAGCUAACGCGCUGAUUUGUUUUUCACAAAUGCAUUCAAACCAAAAAAUAUCGUUGAAAGAUUUUUGAUGAUAGUUGUAGUUGUAGGUUUGAUGGUUUUAAAAAAGGCAUUUUUAUGAGCUUACACUAAAUAGCAUUCACUGGUCUUGUCAGCUCAAUUUUGGAAUUGUUUUUCUUGUAGUCUAAGGACAACCACUUCUAGGAUGGAAGAGAUUAGUUUAUAUAUACUCACUUGGAAUGUGUCAGUCAAUGAUCCACCCGAUGAAGAAACCCUGAAAUGUUCGUUAGGGUUGGACUCGUUCGAACUUCCUGAUCUCUUCAUUAUAGGUUUGCAAGAGGUGAGCUCCAAUCCUGUGGACAUGGUUGCUAAUACCAUUCAUGAAGAUCCUUGGACACAAGCCUAUAUGGAUCUUCUGAUGAAAUAUGGUUUCGUAAAAGUGAGAACGAAAAAGCUGGUUGGAAUUUCGCUAAAUGUAUUCUCUUUGAGGAAACACGUGCCAAAACUUCGACACAUCAAGGAAGAUCAUUUUAAAACUGGGGUCGGUGGGUAUUGGGGAAACAAAGGUGCAGUCGGAAUUAAAAUGGAAAUUGGAGGAUACUCGUUUGUGUUUCUAAACGCUCAUCAGGCCGCCCAUGAGGGCACCUACUAUUUUGAGAAACGAUUAUCCGAGUACAAAUCGAUUACUGAACGAUUGGAUUAUUUAUUAGAUAAGAGUGCUAAAAGUGUGACGUUCUGGUUCGGAGACCUGAACUAUCGGUUCAUCGUGGAGCAUACAAACGAAAAGGCCCUCUCGGAGGCGGGGCGUGACUCGGCUGUGAGCAACGGAGUGGACAGUGUGGCGCUCAGUCAGAAGGAUCGGUUCAAAAUGGUGGUCAACCACAUAGCUAAACGAAACUUUGCGGGGUUGCUGCAAAUCGACGAGCUGCACAAAGCCUAUGCCAGCGGCAAGGCCUACGAAGGUUUCAUCGAGAAGCAACCAAAUUUCGCGCCCACUUUCAAGUAUGCGAAGAACUGUGAUGUUUACGACGAAAAACGAAUUCCGGCUUGGACUGAUCGAAUAUUGUACAAAACGCAAGGAAUUCCGUACUGUGACCCGGAAGCCAUGAGCAACAAAACUAGUCAAUGUAUUUGCCAGACGGAGUACGAUAGCAUCACAAGUAUAGCUUUAGGAGAUCACCGACCUGUUUUCAGUCGGUUCAAUGUUAGGCUCAAAGACACAUCGAAUUGUGAAUUGAGCGUAGCGUUUGAUGAGAUAGAAGAUUGGACGUUAGGCAUUUCUAAUACUGUUACCUGCUCAAUGAUCACUAAUGGAAGUGAUCACAACCUGAGAAUCUUGGGCAACGACUGGAUAGGCAUUUUCAAGGAAGACGUGUUCUCAUGUCUGAACAACUACGUGACGUACGCGUACGUGAACGACUCUAUAGUGGAGGAGCGGAUCGUGGAACGCGGUAAGAAGCGGAUCGAUCUGAAGUUCCUGGACUCGCUGAUCUGUUCGCCCGGUCGUUACAUCAUGAUCUACUUCCGCAGCAGCAUCGUCCUGCACGACAACUUCCGGAUAGAACGCGUUAAGGAUGUUCUGGGAGUCAGCGAUCCGUUUGUGGUCAGGAACUCCCGCGAUCAGAUGCAGGGCGGCUGUACGUUUUAUGUAUUGGGGCUGAGUCGAAUUCCGAACUAGAGGCUGCGUGACUUGAUGAUGAGAGUAUUUUAGAUUCGAUCCUGGAGGCUUCCAGGGCGGUAGCUUUGGUGAAAGAUGUAUCCGUUGAUUGUAGAAGCUGCUCUUGAAUCCAGUCAUCUUUCAGGCCUCUGAUAAAUUCUGCACGGAGGAAUGUAUCUGCGAUUGAUAGAGAUUCAUUACAGGUACAUAGCACGUUAAAGUCAAAGUCGACAAUAUCCCGUUGAAGAGACGCAACAUACUCAGGUAUAUUUUGAUAUUCCUUUCACUAAAGCUGGGGUUUUGUUUGUGCGUAAAUGCCGUCGUCGACCACGACAGGGUGAGGAUCUCAGUUUGGGUGGAUUUUUAUUUGUCUAGAUAACCUAAAAGAUUAUGUUCAUUUAUGUUUUAAUGUGGGAGGUUGAGUUUAUACAUUUUUAUUCUUUCAAACGGCAAUAAGAUGAUAUUAUUAUAAAUGUUUUCAUUAUUGAAUAAUAAACACAAAUUAUGAAAAGUUUUUUGAUCAGCUAUUUAGCACACUUAAAAUUUGGACAGUCUGAAUGUCAACAAUGCUUGUCGUCGUCGACUGCGGGAGUUUACGCACAAACGAAAAUGCACCUUUAGUGUUGAGGAAGUAGUGUUGUGAAACUAUCGUGCUUUUUUCAGAUACGAGCAUUUGUGUGAAUGCUUUGAUCAGAUCUUGGUAAGCUAGACUGUUUAUUGGUUUUUAUGAACCUAGUAUUGCUGACAAAUUGUUGUAGUGAACACAACCAAUAGAUCAACGUCAUCUGUUAUACGGGUCUUUCUAAAUGAUGGACCCAUUUUCAAAAAAUGGUAUUUAUUAAAGUAAAAAUGCAAAAUGGAUAACCUUUAAACCUAUCGAAAGAGAAAGUUUCAAAGUUUUUUUUAAUACCUUACAAGUGUUGAAUGUGGCCUCCGGCUGCUGCACGGCAAACAUCUACGCGGUAGCCAAACUCGUCCCACACGCGAGAAAGCGAGGGUCUUUCUAAAUGAUGGACCCAUUUUCAAAAAUUGGUAUUUAUUAAAGUAAAAAUGCAAAAUGGACAACCUUUAUACCAAUCGAAAGAGAAUGUUUCAAAGUUUUUUUUAAUACCUAACAAGUGUUCAAUAUGGUCUCCGGCUGCUGCACGAUCUGCGGAACCGUAUCACUGCUGCCGUGCACUCAAUAACACCAGAUACGCUUUCUCGCGUGUGGGACGAGUUUGGCUACCGCGUAGAUGUUUGCCGUGCAGCAGCCGGAGGCCACAUUCAACACUUGUAAGAUAUAACAAAAAAAUUUGAAUUUUUCUCGUUCCAUUGGUAUAAAGGUUGUCCAUUUUGCAUUUUUACUUUAAUAAAUACCAAUUUUUGAAAAUGGGUCCAUCAUUUAGAAAGACUCAGUAUUUUCCAUUGAAAAUAGUUCUAAAUAAUUUAUAAACUUUUCGUUGUCUGAAUUGAAGUUCUCAAAAGGAUUAAGACUAGACUUUCCUGAUUUGGUUGAGGCUGUAUAUUCUAGAUGCGUGUUGUGAGAGUUGACAGAAACUGGCUGAGUUGAGCUUGAUCCAUGGUUGAAGGCCUUGAAUUUGGUAGGGGUCACUUGAAGAAAACUUUCACUGCAUUGAAGAAUUGUCUUUGAAAAAAGAGUAAUAUCCAUAAAAAGUCUUUGAAUCAACUUUUACCUCGUCUUAGAUUCUUAGAUUGGCAUUGGUAAUGUUGAGUGUCUCAAUUUGUAUUGUACUUAUAACUUCUAUAUGUAAGGGUAUCUUGGUAUUAGAUCUUUUAUGAUAAUAUGAAUCUCUGUUAUGUGUUUUUGAUUAUUAUUGUUGGUUGUUAUUUUUAUUUUUAUAAAUACUUGUUACAAAAUGUUUAGUUUAGUAGAUUGUAUACAUAUCAGUUGUUUAUUUUUUAUGUGUAAAGGUCAACUGAUGAUUUGUAUUUAUUCUAGGAGAAUCUAGAGGUUGAUAUUCUAGAGUUAGACAGUUAAGGAUGUUGGAAUUCUCCAUUUCUAUGAUUCGUUAUUACUGCAUGCAUCUAUACUUGUGUACUAUGGACCUGGGUUUGCAUAUCUAUUUCUAACCUACCUCACGUCAGAAUGAUAACUUUUUACAACCACAGGUCUGUAGACUUAUAAUAUACAAAUUUGUGCUGUCCUACAUAUAACAAUAUGUCCAGUUUUGUGUUGUCCUAGCUUCUUAGUUGCUACAAGCUUUCUCCACAUAUGUCACACCUUAUAUAUAAUAGUUAGAAAACAUGACAAUAAAUAGUAAAACUUAUUCACAAAAUUGAGAAUAAUUUAAAACUA